Messenger RNA from Nasonia vitripennis (jewel wasp), 3701 nucleotides. RefSeq lists its product as uncharacterized. NCBI's taxonomy places the organism in Eukaryota, Metazoa, Arthropoda, Insecta, Hymenoptera, Pteromalidae. The coding region runs from base 2261 to 3622 and encodes 453 amino acids. The transcript has 8 exons. The record is from RefSeq and is a predicted model, not a curated record.
AUCUCUUUCACUCUCCCGAGUCCCGCUUCUAUACGUGUGUGUGUAUAUAUAUAUAUACAGAACACUAUGUAGCAGAAACCGUUACUAAAGCUUGGGCGUUGGUUAGGUUACCUCAUUUCGGAGCACGAUCAAAGUGCGUUUUAAUUGUGAAAACUUUUUAAAAAAGUAUAGUUUUAUUUAUAUAAAAUGGAGCCCAAUAGAAAGAAACGCUAUAGGAAAAGAAUAAAGUUAAAUAAUUUAGAAAAACGGGCUAGAGUGUGUAGUGAUUUGAAUAGUGCAGAAAAUAAUUUAACAGAUUCACCUUCUGAUUAUCUCAGUAAUUGCAGUGAAUCUGAUUUGCUAAAAUUGCCUAUAUUAAACUUAAAUUCAAUCAGUGAUAACAGUGAUAAUAACAAGAAAGUGUGUGAUGCUACUGAUUCCUUUACCUCUAAUGAUACAAGUAGUGAUGAAGAGAGAUUGUACAAGCUUGAAGAUGUAGUAGAAAUACAACGAAUACAAGAAUGGGUUGUGUCCAAUAAUGUGCCUCACAAUUAUGUGGAUAAACUGCUCGAGAUCUUAAAGCACAGGCUCCUACCAACCAUUCCCAAGAAUACAAGAACUCUUUUAAAGUGCCAAGUUGAUCUAACUAGUAUAGAACCAAUGAUAGCAUCUAAUGAGUCAGUAGGAGAAUUUAAGUAUAUUGGUCUAAAAAAUCAGUUAGAGAAAACAGUCGAUGUCAGCUUACAUGAGACGCGUACUCUGGAACUCAUAAUAAACAUCGAUGGCAUGUCACCUUUUAAAUCAAGUUCAGUCACUAUAUGGCCAAUACUUGUAAAAGUGUUUACGUCUCCUGAUAUGUAUGAGCCAUUUACUGUGGCUGUCUACUCUGGAAAUGGAAAGCCUAAGAGUUCCAUAGAAUAUUUGAAGAAAUUCAUUCAAAAGGUCAAUCAGUUACUUAGUAAUGGAUUAAUUAUCAAAGACAAUCUAUUCAAAAUCAAAAUAAAAUAUUUUGUGUGUGAUUCUCCAGCUAGAUCCUUUCUUAAAUGUAUAAAAGGACAUUCAGCUUAUGAUGGAUGUGAAAGAUGUGAAGUGAGAGGUGAAAAAGUGAAGGGGGUUACAGUGUUCUUACAAUUAGACGCAGUAAAAAGAUCGAAUGAGAAGUUCAGGAUGUUUGAUGAUCCGAAGUGCCACGUAUCUGCUACACCAUUAUGUGCUAUAAAAUCUUUAGAUCUAGUAUCACAAUUUAUACUAGAUCCCAUGCACCUUUUAUACCUUGGUUGCACUAAAAGGAUCCUUGAGUAUCUUUUGUCCUCGUCAACUCAUAAGAUUAGAUUGAGUUCUACUCAAAAAUUAGAAUUGGUACGCAGGACUGCUCUGAUAAAGAGUGACAUCCCAGAUGAAUUUCCACGUAAAAUGAGAUCAACUGAGCACUGGAGUAAAUACAAGGCCGUGGAAUUUAAAUUUUUUACACACUAUGCUGCUGCUGUUGUUUUUAAAAAAUUACUACCUGAUAAUGUGUAUAACAACUUGAUGCUACUUACUACAGCAUGCAGGUUAUUAUCAGACAAACGUGAUAUUCAAGUUCAACAAGCCAGAGAAUAUUUUACACAGUUUGUGAAGGACGCAACAACUUUGUAUGGACCAACAUUUAUCUCUUUGAAUGUGCAUAACCUCAUUCAUUUAGCUGAUGAUGUGGAAAAUUUUGGAUACUCGUUGACUGAAUUAAGUGCUUUCCCUUUUGAAUCGUAUCUGGGAAGUAUAAGUGCAGUGAUAAGAUCUUCAAGUCAUAUAGUUGCUCAAUAUUGUAAACGGCUUCAAGAAAAAGAAACUUUUGUAAAGAAGAAUAUGGUUAUUCCACUGGAACUGGAGAUAGUUACAACAAAGAAAAAAAUAAUACAUAAAAUAAAGUAUAAAGGAUGGAUAUUAUCAAUCAAACAUCCGAAUAAUACCAUACUAUUAAAAGGUGGUGUUUUUGCUAAUAUUCAUUCAAUUCAUUGUAGUGAUGAUAACAAAAAUUAUAUGCAAGUGAAAAAAUACGUGAGAACAGAAUCUGUUUUUAUGCAUCCGUGUGAUUCAAAAGCAUUAAAUAUUUGUGAAGUGUCAAAGCUAUCAGAGAAUCUGAUCAAUAUACCUUUAGAAAAUAUUAAACAACAACUAGUAAGACUAACAAUGAACUUUUCAAAAGAAGAGCCGGAGAGGAUAUUUGUACUACCUUUACAACAUUAGACAAAUGCAUAUGUGCACGCAAUCCUGGAAACUAGAAAGUUGAACCCAUUACAUUAUGAGGAUGAGUGAGAGUGACAGUGAAGAAGAAUAUAGUCAGUAUAGUCUGAAAAAGUAUGCACUGAUACGCUUUAUACAUAGAGGAAGGAAAAGACGUGUUGAAAGUAUUGACAUAGUGCCAAGUAAAUGGUUAGACUUUGACAAACGCAAGGCCAGAUGUGUAACCAAAUUUUUGGAAGAGCCUUACAGCGAAGAGGACCUUGAACUUUUACACAAAUUGGUAAUUGCAGACGUAGAAGCUCCAGAGGACUGGCCAACUUUCUCUGUCAAGAUAGUUGGAAGAGCAGGCACGUACAAGGAGGCUUUGAUGAAGAUCAAGAAAUUAGAAACGGAGGAUCAUGUUUUAACGCUGGAAUCUGAAGACAGUGCUUCAGAAGCACAAAGACAGCUUACUUUAGCUGUAAAGCGUCAAAAGCUGCAAAUGGAAGCUGAAAAGUUGAACGAAGAAUUAGUAUCCUUAGAUGAACCUAAUGAACCAUUACACGUACCGGACAAGUCUGGUUUGGAUGUCGAAGUUGAAUGCCAAAAUGAAAAACUCUCUAGUCCUACUAUGACUACAAAAAAAUCUUCAGUAUCAGAUCAUGCACCAUCGGAAGAGAUUGUAUCACCAAGCAUCAAUGAAAGGACCAAAGUUACAAAAGUAUCGGCUUCUUCGAGUAAAUGCAAAGGUCUGAAGGCAAAUCAGCUUGACAAGCCCAUCCCCGGCACAUCCAGAUCUAUUACUCCACCAAGUAAUGCUCUUACAGACAGUGUGCCCGUAAGCUUUGAUCUCAACCAAAUUUUGGAUGCUCCAAUUUUCUAUGGCAACGUUGAAUGCAAGACACCUUUCGAGGCGGCUGUUAUUAUGAGGCUAGACCAGUUAGCUUCAGACAUGAUCGAUGUCAAGCAAGAAGUGGCUUCCUUAAAGGGCAAUCAAGCUGCUGUAACUAACUUUUUGGCUGAUAAAAAGCUAGUUGUCAAGAAUACAGCAGACUUCGAGGGAAAGUAUCAGAUCCCUAUACCUUUACUUCGAUAUGAAAAUUUCCAAGCUUUUGAAGAAAAGUUGAAGACAGAUGAUCUGUUUAAAAAAGAUGUGUAUUUAGAGCUCAAGUCUAAUGUUGACAAAGUAGAUUUCAGUGUAAGUAAAUCUAUUGUGAAGAUGAUGAAGAAAUUUUUCACAAAGGAUUUAGCAAUGAAAUUUACUGCUAUUAGAUUAUCAGUGAAAAAUAAGGAAAAAAUAAAGUUCAGACCAACUGAGCUCUGUGCAAUGAUGGAAGCUGUAAUUGCGAAAAUAAGGAAGGAAAAAGCAUUACCAAUUGACACUGAUGCAUUUAAUUCAUCGUUGACUGAUGUAUUGACUAACAUUUCCAGAUGGAAGUAAAAACGUAUAAUAUAAUAGUAAUGUGAAAAAUUUUAAAUUGGACUUCAAUAAAAUUAUUUAUUUAUUUAUUUAUUAAAAC